CUCAACAAAGCCCUUAAAAGUCCAUGUUCUGAACCUCUUCCUGAUUUCUAUCGUAGACCAUCAUCAUCAUAAACAUUAAAAAAAAUUCCGAGUUCCUAUAAGAUUUUGUAGUACAGUAUCGGUCGUUAGGGUUUGCUGUUUUCUAUUGCUACGAUUUCCAGUAUAAGAGUCAUAAAAUCAAAGAUGGAUGAUUACCAGGAGGAAAUGGAAAGAUUUGGGAUGGAGAAUGACUUCGAAGACGGCCGAUAUAUAAAUGGAGAGUUCUACUUUAAAAAACAGAAAGAAAAACGAAAGCAAUCCAAAGAUGAUGUUCUUUAUGGUAUCUUUGCGGAUUAUGACUCCGAUGAUGAUUACGUUUCCUCUUCGCGAAAGAGGAGAAAAGACUCCCGAAAAGCUGAUCUCACUAAGCCUGUCAAUUUUGUCUCCACAGGUACUGUUAUGCCUAACCAAGAAAUUGAUAAGAAUUUGAGAGACAAGAACAGUGAUGUUAUGUUUGCUGCUGCUGAUGACAACAGACCUGGAAUAGGGUCUGGUUUUAAUACUGGGUUAGGGUUUAAUUCAGGGCUUGGUGAUUUUAAUGGGGUUAAAAAGAGUGAGGAUUUUGAGGAUGAUGGUCGUGACGAGGCUGAAGAUAACUUUUUGCCAACAGAGUUUGGGAGAAGGAUAAAGGAGGGGGCAGAAAGGAGAGAGCAGGAGAGAAUGGAGAAGAAAGCAAAAGGAGUGGGGAAAAACAAGGAAGUGAAAGAUGGGGAUGUUGGGGUGUUUGAGAAGCAUACAGUAAAAGGAAUUGGGAUGAAGUUGUUAGAGAAAAUGGGUUAUAAGGGAGGUGGAUUGGGGAAGAACCAGCAAGGAAUUGUAGCCCCAAUUGAAGCAAAGAUGAGGCCAAAAAAUAUGGGAAUGGGGUUCAAUGAUUUUAAAGAAACAUCAGCUAAGUUGCCUCAAUUUGAGGAGAAGGAAGCUGUGAGCCAAAGCCAGGGUCAGAUGGUGGGGAGAAUGAAGGAGAAGCUAUGGUUGAAGGGUAAGAAGAAGCAGAAGCAGGAGAAGUAUAUAACAGCAGAUGAAUUGUUGGCAAAGAAGGAAGAACAAGGUUUUGAGGUUUUUCAGAAGGUGAUUGACAUGCGAGGGCCGCAGGUGAGGGUGCUGACAAAUCUGGAGAAUCUUAAUGCAGAAGAGAAGGCGAAGGAGAAUGAUGUUGCGAUGCCAGAGCUUCAGCAUAAUGUGAGGUUGAUCGUGGAUUUGGCAGAGCUUGAUAUACAGAAGAUUGACAGAGAUCUGAGGAAUGAAAGGGAGACUGCUAUGAGCUUGCAGCAGGAGAAGGAGAAGUUGGAAACAGAGGCAGCACGCCAGAAGAAGCAAUUGGAUAAUGUGGAGGAGAUCAUGGGUGUGCUGAGCCAUAUUGAGGAACAGAAGUCUUCAGGAACUUUGACCUUGGAUUCACUAGCAAAGUAUUUCACAGACAUAAAGCGGAAAUUUGCAGAAGAUUAUAAGCUUUGCAACUUGUCUUGCGUUGCUUGUUCAUAUGCUUUACCUUUGUUUAUCAGAGUAUUUCAGGGCUGGGAUCCUCUUAGAAAUCCAUUGCAUGGAUUGGAAGUAGUAGAAUUAUGGAAGAAUGUGCUGCAAGGUGAGGAAAGUAGUGAUAUAUGGGAUGAAGUUGCACCUUAUGCACAGUUAGUAACAGAAGUAGUUUUGCCUGCUGUAAGAAUAUCUGGGAUUAAUACUUGGGAGCCUAGGGACCCUGAACCCAUGCUUAGAUUUUUGGAGUCUUGGGAGAAUUUGUUGCCUGCAGCAGUUGUUCAGAGCAUCUUGGAUAAUAUAGUUAUGCCAAAAUUAUCUAGUGCUGUGGACUCAUGGGACCCACGUCGGGAAACCGUUCCCAUUCAUGUUUGGGUACAUCCAUGGCUGCUGCAGUUGGGAUUGAAAUUGGAGGGCUUGUACCAGAUGAUACGAAUGAAGUUAAGUAUGGUUCUUGAUGCGUGGCACCCUAGUGACGCAUCUGCUUACACCAUCUUAUCACCUUGGAAAACUGUGUUUGAUGCAGCCAGUUGGGAAAAUCUUAUGCGCAGAUUUAUAGUUCCCAAGUUGCAGGUUGCAUUGCAGGAGUUCCAAAUAAACCCAGCUAAUCAGAAGCUUGAUCAGUUCUAUUGGGUUAUGUCAUGGGCUUCAGCUAUUCCAAUUCAUCUCAUGGUUGACUUGAUGGAGAGGUUUUUCUUUUCGAAAUGGCUGCAGGUUUUGUAUCACUGGCUCUGUUCAAAUCCUAACUUACAAGAGGUUCAUAAAUGGUACAUUGGUUGGAAGGGACUUCUUCCACAAGAGCUUCAGGCACAUGAAAAUAUUCGUUAUCAGUUUACUCUUGGACUCAACAUGAUUGAUCGGGCUAUUGAAGGUAUGGAAGUGGUCCAGCCUGGUCUGAGGGAGAACCUCAGUUAUAUUAGGGCACAGGAGCAGAGGCAGUUUGAGGCCCAGCAAAGAGCUGCAAUGCAUUCUCAAUAUCAAACUGCUGCUGGCAUGGGUAGCACAACGCAAAUGGGUGGUUUUGGUGGCGGUGCAGUUGAGAUGACUUUGAAAGAAGUUGUUGAGGCCCAUGCACAACAUCACAGCUUGCUCUUUAAGCCAAAACCUGGCAGGAUGCAUGAUGGUCACCAGAUAUAUGGGUAUGGUAACAUGAGCAUAUAUGUGGAUCCAAUACAUGAAAGGUUAUAUGUCCAGAAGGAGGAAGAUUGGUUACUGACAAACCUUGAUAAUUUGCUUGAGAUGCAUAAUAAUUCUCUUAAAAAGAGACGGUGAGUAGUAGAGCCUCGAAGAUGUGUUAGGAUGUGGGGGUUAACGCCGGACUGGGUAGCCAUUCCUUCAGUUCAUAGGUUGUAUGUUUUAUGCAUAAAAGGCAUUGAAGAGGUUAGCUAUUUCUUAUUCUUUGAGCUUGUCGGUGACUGAGAUGGCUUUGUUGUAAGAAAUUAUAUCAUUUUUUCCUGACAUUAUUGUGAUGCAAUACUGCUUAACUUAUUUUAACUGUUGCAUUUUCAUGUUAGCUGGUCUUGUAAAUAUUUAGCCAUGAUACUCUUAAUGAUAAUAGGUCUUUUCUAUUCA
Messenger RNA from Populus trichocarpa (black cottonwood), 3084 nucleotides. RefSeq names its product septin and tuftelin-interacting protein 1 homolog 1. Gene Ontology annotation, cellular component: U2-type post-mRNA release spliceosomal complex. Bases 184 to 2784 code for a protein of 866 amino acids. Lineage: Eukaryota; Viridiplantae; Streptophyta; Magnoliopsida; Malpighiales; Salicaceae. Gene Ontology annotation, biological process: spliceosomal complex disassembly. The transcript has 3 exons. Gene Ontology annotation, molecular function: nucleic acid binding. The record is from RefSeq and is a predicted model, not a curated record.